Messenger RNA from Medicago truncatula (barrel medic), 1010 nucleotides. Its product is annotated as aquaporin TIP4-1. Gene Ontology annotation, biological process: water transport; transmembrane transport. NCBI's taxonomy places the organism in Eukaryota, Viridiplantae, Streptophyta, Magnoliopsida, Fabales, Fabaceae. The transcript has 3 exons. Gene Ontology annotation, molecular function: water channel activity. The coding region runs from base 67 to 810 and encodes 247 amino acids. The record is from RefSeq and is a predicted model, not a curated record. Gene Ontology annotation, cellular component: membrane.
UUCUUUGUUCAUUUUUUAACCACUGAGUGUGAGAAGCAAUUCAUCACACAUUGCAAAUCAGAAACCAUGGCCAAAAUUGCGUUAGGAACAACCCGAGAGGCUACUCAACCAGAUUGCAUUCAGGCUCUAAUUGUUGAAUUCAUUGCCACCUUUCUCUUUGUCUUUGCUGGUGUUGGUUCUGCAAUGACUGCUGAUAAGCUAAGUGGAGAUGCCUUAGUGGGUUUGUUUUUUGUGGCUAUUGCACAUGCUCUUGUGGUGGCUGUAAUGAUCUCUGCUGCUCAUAUUUCCGGUGGCCAUUUGAAUCCCGCCGUGACUUUGGGCCUCCUUGUCGGAGGCCACAUCACUAUCGUUCGUUCGAUCCUAUAUUGGAUUGACCAAUUGAUAGCAUCUGCAGCUGCUUGUUAUCUUCUUCAUUAUCUCUCUGGUGGAUUGACAACUCCAGCUCAUACACUUGCAAGUGGAGUAGGGUACACUCAAGGAGUAGUUUGGGAGAUUGUGUUGACAUUCUCUUUGUUGUUCACUGUGUAUGCAACCAUGGUUGACCCAAAGAAAGGAGCACUUGCUGGCCUUGGCCCAACCUUAGUUGGGUUUGUGGUGGGGGCAAACAUCCUUGCUGGUGGGGCUUUUUCGGCAGCUUCAAUGAACCCGGCAAGAUCUUUUGGGCCUGCUUUGGUUAGUGGAAAUUGGACAGAUCAUUGGGUUUAUUGGGUUGGACCACUUAUUGGUGGUGGGCUUGCUGGUUUCAUUUAUGAGAAUUUCUUCAUUAAUAGAGAUCAUGUUCCUCUAGCUGUAGAUGAAGAAAGCUACUAAGAAUUAAGAUUAGGUUUUUCCUUGGGAACUUUGCAUAAAAUUUGUGUUACUGUGCUUUAAUGUACAAGUGCUUUAUUUUUGUGCUUGGUAGAGAAAUAAAAUAUGAUUUCUAGUAUUAUAUUUGUGUGUAGAAUAACAUGUCAAUACUAAUAAAGACUUAUCAAUACUAGUUGACUAAGAGCAACUUUAGUUCAUGAUGA